UAAAAAACAUACAAUUAUAAAAAAAAAGUGACACACACGCCAUAAUGUAAAUUGCUUCUGGAUUUGGCGUUUGAGUUAAAAAUUUACAAUUUCGUGUUAAAUAGUUGCUAUUUUAAUGGAUAAAUACGGCAUUUAAAAUGUCCAACGUUAAUAUUGGCUAAGGCUUAUUGCAAUGGCUCAAUAUUAUCAGAUAGUUGGACAAGCCGGACGCACGACACUUACUCUUGAAGAUCUACAAAGAUAUUGUCCUAACAUUUGCUUGGUUAAUCAAGAUGAUCAGCAGUAUUCUCAACAACAGGUGGUGGUCCAGCCAGCAGAUCAGCCUAAUGAUAUCAUAGUAAGCGAAGGAGUCCAACCUCAACUAGUUGUGGGCGAUGGUGGCCUGCAAUACCAGCAGCAGUACAUCAUCCGCCAUGACCCUCCACCACCGCCCCCGCCAACAGACUUCCAACAACAACAACAACAGCAGCAGCAGCAGCAACAGCAACAGCACCAGGCGUUGCACAGACAAGUUUACUACACAUCUGAUUUACCAGUGGAUGCUCAGGUUGUCUUGCAACAGGCUCAGCAAAUCAUUGACGCAUCUAUGAUGCAACAGUCCUCUCCACAACACCCUCAACAUUUGGUGAGCCCUGCGCAUGUGCUGUCUCAGCCGACGGUGAUACACCCGGCGCAGCAGCCGCCGCCGCAGCCCCCGCCCCCUCCGCCACCGCAACAUGCCCCGCAGCCGCCGCAACAACAACAAAUGCCGCGGGCAGCCACGCAGCAAUCCCAACUCAUGCAGCAAUUGCAGCAGCACCAGCACAACAUACACAUGCAGCAGUUGCAGCAACAGCAAUUGCAGCAGCAUUUACAACAGCAGCAGCAACAACACCAGCAGCAUAUUCCGCAGCAACAGAUACAGCACCAGCAAGUUGUUAUGCACGCCGCGUAUAUUAACCAAGCUGGCACACCAACACGCCAAGCCCCCCCGAAGCUCCUAAACCAGGCGCUGAGCAGCCCGGGCUCUGUGACCCUCGUACGGACGCCAGUGCGGACCGUGCGGCCGCGGCGGCCCACCGUGCGCCCGCCCAUGCCCAACCCACAGAUGCAGACGCGUGUGCUGAACCCCCAACACCAGCAGGUGGGUACUGUGGGUUCGGUGACGCUGCCGGUGCGGCCGCCCACCUCCGGCCCGCAGAUGCAGACGCGGCUUCUGAAUCCCCAGCAGGGUGUAGGUAGCGUGACGCUAGGCGGCACUAGCGCGCUGCGCGUGAGCACGCCGCGCGCGACGGCGCGGGCGCCGGGGGUCGCGGGCGGCGUGCGCGCCGAGCCGCGCCUGCUCAACCCUCACGCGCAACAACACCGCCCGCCGAGACCGCGCACUCCCAUCAACCAGGUCCGCGGCACUAGCGCGCUGCGCGUGAGCACGCCGCGCGCGACGGCGCGGGCGCCGGGGGUCGCGGGCGGCGUGCGCGCCGAGCCGCGCCUGCUCAACCCUCACGCGCAACAACACCGCCCGCCGAGACCGCGCACUCCCAUCAACCAGCGCGCUGCGCGUGAGCACGCCGCGCGCGACGGCGCGGGCGCCGGGGGGUCGCGGGCGGCGUGCGCGCCGAGCCGCGCCUGCUCAACCCUCACGCGCAACAACACCGCCCGCCGAGACCGCGCACUCCCAUCAACCAGGUCCGUACAGCUCAGUCUGCAGGGUGUAGUCAACGUGACGCUAGGCGGCACUAGCGCGCUGCGCGUGAGCACGCCGCGCGCGACGGCGCGGGCGCCGGGGGUCGCGGGCGGCGUGCGCGCCGAGCCGCGCCUGCUCAACCCUCACGCGUCCGUACAGCUCAGUCUGCAGGGUGUAGUCAACGUGACGCUAGGCGGCACUAGCGCGCUGCGCGUGAGCACGCCGCGCGCGACGGCGCGGGCGCCGGGGGUCGCGGGCGGCGUGCGCGCCGAGCCGCGCCUGCUCAACCCUCACGCGCAACAACACCGCCCGCCGAGACCGCGCACUCCCAUCAACCAGGGUGUAGUCAACGUGACGCUAGGCGGCACUAGCGCGCUGCGCGUGAGCACGCCGCGCGCGACGGCGCGGGCGCCGGGGGUCGCGGGCGGCGUGCGCGCCGAGCCGCGCCUGCUCAACCCUCACGCGCAACAACACCGCCCGCCGAGACCGCGCACUCCCAUCAACCAGGGUGUAGUCAACGUGACGCUAGGCGGCACUAGCGCGCUGCGCGUGAGCACGCCGCGCGCGACGGCGCGGGCGCCGGGGGUCGCGGGCGGCGUGCGCGCCGAGCCGCGCCUGCUCAACCCUCACGCGCAACAACACCGCCCGCCGAGACCGCGCACUCCCAUCAACCAGGUCCGUACAGCUCAGUCUGCAGGGUGUAGUCAACGUGACGCUAGGCGGCACUAG
Cydia fagiglandana is the source of this 2392-nucleotide messenger RNA. Its product is annotated as ataxin-2 homolog. The record is from RefSeq and is a predicted model, not a curated record. The coding region runs from base 173 to 2392 and encodes 739 amino acids. NCBI's taxonomy places the organism in Eukaryota, Metazoa, Arthropoda, Insecta, Lepidoptera, Tortricidae. The transcript has 13 exons.